Molecule: messenger RNA, 1845 nt
Organism: Candida tropicalis MYA-3404
Lineage: Eukaryota; Fungi; Ascomycota; Pichiomycetes; Serinales; Debaryomycetaceae
Exons: 1
Coding region: 1-1845 (614 amino acids)
Biological process (GO): positive regulation of ribosomal protein gene transcription by RNA polymerase II
Molecular function (GO): DNA-binding transcription factor activity, RNA polymerase II-specific; RNA polymerase II cis-regulatory region sequence-specific DNA binding
Source: RefSeq, a predicted model, not a curated record
AUGAAUGAAACCUAUAAUAGCCAGGAAUCAAAUACCUCCAUGUAUUAUAAUGGAAAUUCGACACAGACAACAGGCAAUAAUACUCAACCUAAUAAUACGAAUGGGAAUCCCAGUACUGAAGCUGCGUCACCAACUGCCAUCAACAAUCAUUCCAUAAAUGACAUAUACCUUGUUCUACAGCUGCUACAGGGCCAAUUUAAUAAAUUUCAAAACAUUCAUUUUAGAGAACUUUUGUUGAAAGUAAAUUAUCUACAGGAUUCAUUAGAACAUGUUAAACAACUGGUACAAGAUUUGAAUCAACAGAUGAUUUAUGCUGUACAAAAUAAUAAUAAUAAUGGCAACAACAACAAUUUGAUGUCUUCAAAUAAUUAUAUGCUCAAUAAUCAAUUUAAAGCUUUUGAAGUCUUUACAAAACAUUUGAACAAAUUAAAUAAAGAAAUUGAAGAAAUCUCAAGUGGAACACCUGUGCAACAAUCACCUACUACUCACCAUCAUCACCAACAACAACAACAACGCCUGCCACAUAAUGUAUCAAAUCAGCCUCCACGUCAAAUCCAACAACAGCCAUCCCUGUCACAACAACAGUCACAAAUUCCACAACAACCUCAAUCUUCUCUUCCCCCACUUCCUGCCCAACAACUUCCUUCGCAAGUUAAUCAAUUUGGAUCCACCCAUUUAUCUGUACCAUCAACUAAUCACGGGUCAAGUCAGUUUGAUGAAGAAGUAGAUAAUAUGGCCAGAAAGAACCUAUCUUUGAGAACUACUGCAAGUACUUCUCCGAAUCCAACAUCCCAUUAUGUGUUUGAUGUAGGUCCAUUUGGAUCACGAAAUAUGAAUGGAAAUACUUCAAAUCACAGUUUAUACGACAAACCACCUAUCCCCCCUGAUCAACAACAACCACCACAACAACAACCGCCAUCAGAUCAACUGCAAGAACCAACUAGAAAAAAGAGAAAACCAUCAAGAAAAUCUGUGUCCCAAGAUGCAUUCCGCAACCAUACUGCUGAAAGUAUCCAACAGAAUGCAAGACAAUCACCACCACAACAACAACAGUCGUCGACACAAAGACAACAACAACAACAACUGCAACAACAGCAACAGCAGCAACAACAACAAGUUCGUAACACAGGAAAUACACUGUCAUUUGGCAACACAUAUAUUCUUCCGAUGCCACCGUCGACAUCUGGAGGAAAUGAAGCAACAUCACAGUUUAUUUUGCCACGUGAUGCUAACGGAACAGUAAUGACGUCCGCAUUAAGACAAACUUCCAACCAAACACGUUCAUCCACUAGUCAACCGGGUACUUCUGUGUCUACAACUGGCUCCACGGCAGCCGCGACAGCAGCUUUUCCAUUUGAUGACGAGAUUGAAUCAAUUGAAGGGUUAGAUAACGAUGGACUGACAAAUGGAAGUACUACUAGUAAUGGUGGUGGAACUACCAUUGAUGGAUCUAAUAAGAAAUCUAAACACAAGGCUGAUGAUCAGCAGAAUAAGGUGAUACUUACUGCUUUAGAUGUACCACAGUACAAAUUAGAACGAAGUCUUAAGGCCUUAUCAGAUAUUUGGAAAGAGUAUGCUCAUGGAAUGAACAAUAAACCACCAUUAAAGUCAUUAGAAAACAAAUAUGGUACUAAAUGGAGAAAUGAAACCGAGUCUCGAACAUUUUUGAGAAGAAAGAAGAUUUAUGAAGCUAUUGAAAAUGGUAUGAGCAAAGGGUAUACUGAAGACCAAGUAAUUGAAGAAUUAGAAGAGCAUAGAACAUAUCGUAAGAAUGGAAGUGUAAAGAGAAAACCAUUACUGUGGUUGAGUACAAAUAUGCCCGAAAAAUUCAGCACACCAAAUUAG